Molecule: messenger RNA, 450 nt
Organism: Cryptotermes secundus
Lineage: Eukaryota; Metazoa; Arthropoda; Insecta; Blattodea; Kalotermitidae
Product: histone H2B
Exons: 1
Coding region: 38-409 (123 amino acids)
Cellular component (GO): nucleosome
Molecular function (GO): DNA binding; structural constituent of chromatin; protein heterodimerization activity
Source: RefSeq, a predicted model, not a curated record
UUCAGUCUUCGUACGUUGUAUUGAGAUUUUGAGCGCUAUGCCUCCUAAAGCAUCUGGUAAGGCUGCGAAGAAGGCCGGUAAAGCACAGAAGAAUAUUUCAAAGAGUGACAAGAAGAAGAAGCGGAAGAGGAAGGAGAGUUAUGCCAUCUACAUUUACAAAGUUCUGAAACAGGUUCAUCCAGAUACAGGCAUCAGCUCGAAAGCUAUGAGCAUAAUGAAUAGCUUUGUUAACGACAUCUUCGAGCGAAUUGCGGCUGAGGCAUCGAGAUUGGCCCACUAUAAUAAGAGGUCUACGAUUACAAGCAGGGAGAUUCAGACUGCAGUAAGGUUAUUGCUGCCUGGAGAACUGGCGAAGCAUGCAGUCAGUGAGGGGACGAAGGCAGUUACGAAGUACACGAGCGCUAAGUAAAUUGAUUUGUGAUGAAACGGCCCUUUUAAGGGCCACAAAUU